Messenger RNA from Physella acuta, 606 nucleotides. RefSeq lists its product as uncharacterized. NCBI's taxonomy places the organism in Eukaryota, Metazoa, Mollusca, Gastropoda, Physidae. The record is from RefSeq and is a predicted model, not a curated record.
CACAGUGAUAGAGAUGAUGACGGGACAGUCUCCAUACAGUAAUAUCCCUAACUCACCCCAAGUUAUAAUACAAAUUCAUAAGGGGAUUUUACCCACCUUAGGAAAAAUCGUUCCGUCACAGCCACUUAAUAUUUUUCUUGAGAAAACUUUUCAACAACUUCCUAAACAGCGACCAUCGGCAAAAGAUCUACUUACCAAAAGCAGUUUUUUUAAUAGUGAACUUAUCGGUAAAGAAUUAAGGCAACCUAAAAAAGUUUUAGCAUUAGAGCUUGAAGAUGGGACUGUACAAGUUGAAAUAUUUGCUAAGGGCCUACAACCAGGGAAAGAUGUCCACCGUCCAAAAAAUGGAACCGUAUUGUUUGAUUGGUUGAACAGUCAGCAGGGAUUUGAUAUAAUGAUCAAAUUAGCUGACAGAACUGUUCAACUGAUCGUUAAGAGAAUGCCUGGGAAAAUCGUCGGAGAAAAAUCCACAUGGCAUGUAGAAAAAGAUAAAGUAGUAAUCAGGAUGAAAAAAGCUGUAGAUGUACCAUGGGCAGAUAUACUUCAUACUAAUGGAAUAGACAUGGGCAGUAGCAGUAGUGAGGAAGAUUAAUGCUAUGUAAGUAU